AUGCGGCCGCCGGAGAUGUCAUAUAGUCCCGCCUAUCACCAAGGCCAGGACCGCCUCGGCGCUGCGGCUCGCAGUUCCAUCCUCCCCCCGCUCCCCAGUCGAUCUCUGGAACAUACCGAGCCGAGCCAUCCUGGGCCGCGCCCCUCCAUCGAUGGCACACCCCACGACGUGAGCCCUCGAUCCUCGGGCCCGCGGGGAUCCCUCACCCAGUCCCCGGAAGCUUCGCGGCGCGCCUCCCGAGUCGACGACGAUUCUUAUGUCACCCGUGUUGUGGUCUCUGGAGGGGUGAUACACAAAGGAGAGCGCUCUCGUGGCAGCUGGGCGGACCAGCCUUCAUUAAUGUCGGUCGACCACUCGGGCACUCCCCGCACACAGAAGCGAGGCGUUGCCAUUGAGGGACCUGUCGUGGACAGUCAGGAUGCGCUGCUCAUGCUUUUCCGACUCUCCGUCCCGGUCCCGAUAUACUCCCUCGGCGCUUGCCUCUACGCCUGCUGCGCCCUCAUAUUCGCCGUCCUAAUCUCACCUCUUCGACUGUGUCCGCCAACCCCAUACCUCCGCAAUACGUCUUUCCAAUCGCAGCUGUGUGACCUCCUCUCACCGGCCCUCCACAUCCACGAGCGUCUCGUGCGUAUGCGGCCCCCUACAUCAGAACGCUCGUCCUCCACUCAAUGGAUCCAUGCCGACCCAGAGACGGUUCACUCCUCAACGCAGGUCGACCCAACCCGAUACUACGCCGUUGGUGCAUCCAUCCUCGUUCUGACGAUCUCCCCCUUCUUCAGCAUCGCCAUCCUGCUGUUUGCCUGGACCGCCGCAUUUUUCUGGGUGUUCGCCAUGGUCAUGGGCAACCCGGACGGGACAGAGCGCAAAGAUGACGGCCGCGCUGCUGUUCUCGGCGUCUGCAAAUGGUGGCAUACAUGGCUCGGCAAGGCGCGGAAGUGGUCAUGA
Penicillium canariense is the source of this 945-nucleotide messenger RNA. RefSeq lists its product as uncharacterized. The record is from RefSeq and is a predicted model, not a curated record. NCBI's taxonomy places the organism in Eukaryota, Fungi, Ascomycota, Eurotiomycetes, Eurotiales, Aspergillaceae. The coding region runs from base 1 to 945 and encodes 314 amino acids. The transcript is spliced from 2 exons.